Rana temporaria (common frog) is the source of this 13061-nucleotide messenger RNA. RefSeq names its product fibrocystin-L-like. Bases 1 to 12729 code for a protein of 4242 amino acids. The transcript is spliced from 78 exons. Lineage: Eukaryota; Metazoa; Chordata; Amphibia; Anura; Ranidae. The record is from RefSeq and is a predicted model, not a curated record.
AUGCAUCUGGUGAUAUCUCUUCUCCUACUCACCAUCCACUAUACACAUGGAGAACCGAUGGUCUCUGAAAUCACACCAAAUUGUGGCAGUCUGAAUGGAGCAACAAUACUUACCAUCAAGGGGCAAGGUUUUGCAUAUGCUAGCCAGUUUAAUUUUGGAGAUGGAAAUACCCAUCUGGGGAACAGUGUCCAGCUUGUCUCCUCCACCCGUUCAAUCCCCUGUGAUGUGGAGAAAGAUGCCAGUCAUGCAAAACAAAUAACUUGCUACACCAGGCCUAUGCCAGCAGAUUACUACAUGGUGAGAGUGAGUGUAGAUGGAGUACCUGUUGACAUCCGCAACAUGUGCAGUGGUUACUUCUAUUGGUGGUGGUGGUAUCCAGGAUGUAGGUUCCAGACUGAUCAGUACUAUACCCCUAUUAUUGAUAGCAUUUCACCUUUAACUGGACCACCAGGUUCCAUGAUCACCAUUGUUGGCAAAGUCAUUACUGAUGUCUAUGGCAGUAAUGCUGCUUUGAGCCCCAAUGGGAGAAAAGUCAGGGUGCUAAGGGCUUAUGCCGGAGGAAUGCCAUGUUUGCUGCUAAAACCCAAUUCUGAUAAACUGUACGGAUUACAACUGAACUAUCAAUAUAGUGACUAUGGUUCCAUUAUAUGCCUCAGUACUGGCACCUAUAUUGGCCAUCACAAUAUCAGCUUCAUUUUGGAUGACCGUUAUGGACAGAGUUUACCAAGUAUCUCCACAUACUAUGUGUCUGCCCUCAAUAAAAUCAGUAUGUUCCAGACCUACGCAGUGGUAAACAGGAUUUUCCCAGCUUCUGGAAGCGUGCAAGGAGGCACAGUGAUUACAAUCAAAGGAUGGUUCUUCGAUGAGACUGACUUUCCAGCCAGAGUCCUUGUAGGAGGUCAGGAAUGUCAAGUUCUCAGUCUAAAUGAUACAACAAUCCUUUGCAUGGCACCGCCAAAGCCACAUGUGCUUCCUUUGCUCUUUCCAGGAGGCCGAGGGCUGAAGAUGGAAAGGUGGAAUGGCAGUUUUAACCUGGAUAACGCUUUGAAUUUCAAUGAAAAUUCCACUGGCUAUGCCGGUACCACCUGGCUUGAUGGAGCUUCCAAGUCCUGGCCUACAGAAAACUCUCCUUUUAUUGCUCGGUUGACUGGCUUCUUUGUACCCCCAGAGACAGAUUACUACAACCUGUAUAUUAGGGGAGAUGAGAACUAUAUGCUAUACUUCAAUGAAACGGGAGACCCAGCAGGAAAGGUGAACGUGGCCUCUGGUAUCUGGUCAUCUUACUGGUAUGCCCCUCAGAAAUCACAGACUUUCUUCCUGCAAAAGGGGAAACCUUGUUACAUUGAAGCCUACAUCCAGAAUUACUACGGUUCUGCAAACCUUGAUGUGGGUCUGUACCAAUACAAAAGCUCAUACACCAACCAACAAAUCCCUGAUGCAGUGCAAGAAAUCCAGAACAUACAGGCUCAAGCUGAUACAGUUCUGGAGCAGCAGGUUAUCACAUUAUUAAAUUGGAACACAACCCAACAAGCAGUAGAAGAAGUUCAGACAAUUACAGUGACCAAAGAUUGUACUGAUUCAUGUUCAGACAUGUAUUACAAACUCAUCUUGGGAGCAGAUGAAACAGGUCUGUUGUCAGCUGAUGCAAGCGAAGAAGAUGUUCAAUUGGCUUUAAAUAAUCUGCUGUCUAUACAGCCAGAUACAGUCAGUGUGGUUAAGGAAACGACUGACACCCAAAAUGUGUAUACAGUGACCUUCAAUUCUACAAGAGGAGAAUUCCCGUUACUAUCAUAUGAGAUUGUGUAUGGAAACAAUAUGACUGUGGAUAUUGAAGAGCAAACAAAAGGUGUCCCAGACAUGGAAACCUUCACGUUGGUGUGGGACGGUGUUUAUUCCAAAGCUCUUUCCGUAGAUGCAUUAGCUGCAGAGGUGCGAUCAGCUAUAUUUGACAUGCUUGGCGCCCAAUGUGCGGAUGUAAUUGGCAAUCAAAAGGAAGGCUUCUCCGUCAAGUACUUCAGGAACUAUGACUCUGGAUUCUCCUUGGUAAAUCAACAUAAUUUGUGGUACAGGGGCUAUGUGACGACUGAGACUGAGCCAUACUGUGGACAAUAUUCCUUGAAGAAUCCUUAUUAUUUGUAUGAUUCAUCAGAAUGGAAACCAUCAACCCAAACGUACUAUGGACCCAUUUCAUUAGAGUCACAUAGACAGAUGGCUGAUUUUUUUUUUUUGUUUGUGUCUUACUUUCAGCUUUGCCUUGCUUACAAAGGGAACUUCGUAAAUCAAAUUCAAAUAUAUUUUCAAUAUCAAGACAUUAACUCCCCUGGAACGGUUUCCAGCAUAAGUGAUCAAUUUCCCUAUGAGAUGGCUCAGGGGUACAGGUAUGUUUGUAUUUAUUUAUUGGCAUAUGAAGCAGUGACUCCUGCUUGUGUACUCUGGACAUACACGUGCAUCAACUUAUUGGAACUUAUAGAAUCAAAGUACUCUGGAAAAAACUUCAACCUGCUUACUAUCCGCUUAAUUGCAAACCAAGAUUUCUAUGUUGAUGUCUUGUACAUUGGAGAAGAGGUGACAACAAGUGACGUCUCUGGUAAAACCCUUUCCUCUUUCUUUUGUCACAGGCAAAGACCGGCCUUAUCCGAAAGUGGGAUUAAGAUCAGUAGCAUUGAUGUGACCAGCACGAUUAGUACAUCUGUAACCCAGCAUACCAUCACUAUAACACCAUACAACUGCGGGUACAAUUUCCCGCUCUUUGCUGUAGGAUUUGCUGAGGGCAUUCAGAACAAUGCUGAUUCAGCCAUCUAUCGCGCAUCAACCUGGACUGAAGGGACAUCAAUAAGAAUCAACAGAACUAAAACAGCUUCUCCACCUAUUGGGGGAACAUUCAGUAUUGUGGGUUAUGGGAAGGAGAUUCCAGAUCUUCCUGUAGACAUAUCAGCAAUGAAGCUAAAGUGUGCCCUAGAAACUAUUCCAGAAAAUGGUCAGGUUACUGUUUCAUCAUCAUAUCGAGACUGCAGACGAUACUCCUGGCAGAUUCAUUUUGUGACAGCUACAGGCUCUCAGCCUCUUAUACAGAUAAACAACUCGACUGUUACUGGAUUAAACGCUAAAAUGUACUCCAUAAAAUUGGUCGAAGGAGGCCUGCUGCGUCAACGUAUGCUUGGAGACUUUGUGAGGACACCACAUAAAAAACCUCAGGUUGAAGUCUACAUCAAUGGAAUACCAUCCCGAUGUACCGGAGACUGUGGUUACAACUGGAAUGUGAAGGAAACUCCAGAGAUAAGCUCUAUUAGUACAGAGUGGAAUGGAAAUGAUGAAGUCCUUAUAAUAAAUGGAACUGGAUUCUCAAACAGUACUGGCAAUGAUACAACUUCUAUUACUAUUGGCAACAUUACUUGCCCCAUACUUAGUAUUACCGCCAAGGAGAUCAGAUGUCUGGUACAAAAGGCAAGUGCGGGGACCUUCCCGAUCACAGUGUACAUCGCAGGGGUUGGGCUGCCUACAUUUUCUGGUGGAAACUUGACCCUUACCCAAGAACUGUCUGUUUUAUCUAUUACACCAUCAACGGGAAGCUCAGCAGGGGGCACACUGGUCACAAUUCACGGCAGGGGAUUUGGCGGUGACUCAGCGGUAAAAAUUGGUAGCAAUGUCUGCGCUAUUAACUUCAUCAACCUGACUAUGAUUCAGUGCAGGACUUCAGUGGGAUCUGCUGGACUCACUGAUGUUGUUGUUUUUACCGGUGGCUUUAAUAGCACUUUACAGAAUGCAUUUGAAUUAACUUCGGACUUUGCUCCAACUAUAACUGGAAUCAGCCCAAACAUCAGCAGUGUUCUAGGUAACACAACACUGACUAUUUUAGGAUCAGACUUUAGCAAUGGAUCAGCAGACAGUGCUGUAUUCAUCGGAAAAUCAUCUUGUGAACAGAUAGAGUGGACACCGACAAGCAUUACAUGUGUCCUUCCUGCUCUUCCUCCUGGGACCUACCCAGUCCUGGUCCAUGUGGCCAAUUGGGGAUAUGCAGUUUCCAGCAUUGAGGCGUCAAUAAAGUACAUUCUAAAUGUGAACAGCAUCUCUCCAAAGUAUGGAUCUGUGUAUGGAGGAUCUCAUGUCACAUUGAGAGGAUCCGGAUUCAGUUCUAACCCACAAGAUAUUCUUGUACAAAUAGGCUCUCUCCCAUGCAAUGUCUCUGUUAGUUCAGCCACUGAGUUGACCUGUGUGAUACAGAGACCUGGAAAAAUCUUCACGGUCACCAACGAAGGAAGCAAUACACAAUACGGUGCUGGCUAUGCUUGGUCUCCAUCAAGGCUGGAUAUAUCUGUAGGUGACACUGUAGUCUGGACAUGGAACUCUCAGCCCUUAAUAACGGGUAUGGGAUAUAGCGUAUAUUCAGUGUCAGAUCCUGACAACCUUACCUAUGAUGGCAAUGCCUUCAAUAGUGGACCUCGAGUGCCUUCAGGUGUCUUUUCCUACAAGUUCACAUCUCCAGGAACCUAUUACUACAGCAGUGGCUACAUCAUUUAUGCACCGCCAUUAUACGCACAGGGGGUGGUCUAUGUCUCUCCACUCAAGGAAACCAUCAGUGCAGUACAGGUGACAGUUGGAGGAUUUGAGCCUGAUAAUGUACCAGUUCCCCUUUCACCUUCACCAGCUGCUGACUGUGCCGCUCCAGAACCUAGUUGUCCACAGCUAGAUAAUAGUACGUCACCUAAUAAUUCCAUCUGGUUUGGGUACUCCAACUGUCACUCACCUUCCAUUACCAGCAUUACACCGACCUAUGGAACAAUUAAUGACCCAAUAACCAUACUGGGAUCUGGCUUCAGCAACGUCACAUGUGCUAACCAGGUUUCAGUUGGAAAGUACCCAUGCAAAGUCCUGUCUGCUGAUCAAACUUCAAUAACCUGCGAGAUAGAUCCUCAGGACUCCAUGAAUAUUGGAAUUGCAGAACUUGUAUAUUUAACAGUGAACAAUUAUGGGAACGCUAUCAGUGCUAUAAACCAAGAGAUGAACAGAAGAUUUGCCUUGUUGCCUCACAUCGAUUCCAUCAUACCGAACAAUGGCUUUGUUUCCGGACGUACAAGAAUAACCAUAGUUGGAUCUGGUUUCUCAAACAACAACGCCACCGCCAUAACAGGCUUGGGCUGCAACAUUGUGUCAAUGAAUUACACAAACAUUGUUUGUGACACCCAAGCCAGUUACGCUCACACUGUUAAUGUCCAGGUGACAGUCAAUGGAAUUACGGCAUUGUGCAAAGGAAGCUGUAACUUCUUCUAUACCAACUCAAUCACAGUGGUUGCAUCAAGCAUUUCCCCAACUGUAGUACGCAACACUUCGACCGUGUUGAACAUUUAUGGCAGUGGAUUUGGAGCAGACAUUAACGACAUAGCAGUUUAUAUUGGAGAUAGUGUGGCAGCCAUUGUGGUAGAUGUCAAUGACACGCAAAUUAAAUGCAGUGUAGAUCCAAUUCCUGCUGGUACCUAUGUAGUCAAAGUUAUUGUCCUAAGCAAAGGCUUGGCCCAAGGCUCCUUGACCAUAAACAGUCCUGCUGAAAUCGUACUCCUGAUACCAUCUGGAAGUGUUCUAGGUGGAACAGUUUUGCAGAUAGAAGGGAAUGGAUUUCCCCCAAUGAAUACUACGGUGCAAGUUGAUGGCAUCCCAUGUUUUAUUCUGUCAGUAACCCCCGGCAGGAUUCAGUGUGUUACUCCUGCAAGCUCAGCUGCCAAGAUUGCCACAGUAAACAUUUACAUACCAUCUGCAUCGUACCCAUCACUCAGAUAUACCUAUUCAGAGGCGGACACCCCUACAGUAACGUCAAUUUCUCCCAGCACAGGACCAUCAGGAACCACCAUCUCUGUUUUUGGUACACAGUUUGGUUCUGAUGCCACAAAUGUUUCAGUGACUAUUGGUAAUACCACAUGUGUCAUCACCUUCAUAUCAGAUACUUUACUAAACUGCACAGUGACAGACCACUGGGGAGGAACAUUCCCAAUAUUACUACAGAAUAAGAAAGGCUUUGCAAGAUCCAGUGCAACAUUUACAUAUGAACUGAGUAUGACCAGCAUCUCUCCAAACCAAGGAAGCUUUGGUGGUGGAUUGAUUCUCACUAUUGCUGGCUCUGGGUUUGAUGGGACGCUAUCCAAGGUGCUGAUCUGCAACUCUGAGUGCAAAAUAGACCAAAUGAGAUCUAAUGCAAGUUUCCUUCUCUGUGAAUUGCCUUUGAAUAAUGCAACAAACGUUACUUCUCAGAUCUGUAAUGUUGGUGUCAUUAACGCAAACUAUGGUGUCUGGAUCAACAACUCCUUCACCUACUCUACUGCACUAACCCCUCUUAUAUAUGAUGUCACACCUAAGAGAGGAGGAACCGCUGGGGGAACCAGACUUACCAUCUCCGGAUCUCUGUUUGGCAAUGAUGCCUCACAGAUCACUGUCACAAUUGCACAGUCCCCGUGCAUUGUUCAAUCCGCUAACAGCACACAGAUUGUUUGCAUUACCACAGCCCAUUCCUCCUCACAGAAAGCCAAGGUCCGGGUGAACAUCGAAGGCCAAGGAGUAGCUCUAAUGGACAAUGCUGACUUUUUCUACAUUGAUGUUUGGUCCUCUAAAUAUACCUGGGGAGGGGAAUCACCCCCAGAUGAAGGUUCAAUGGCUGUCAUCACUGAGGGACAGACUAUUCUACUGGACCAAAGCACUCCAGUGCUGAAGAUGCUGCUGAUUCAAGGAGGAACUUUGGUUUUUGAUGAAGCUAACAUUGAGCUCCGGGCUGAGAAUAUUCUAAUUACAGAUAACGGUGUUAUGCAGGUUGGAACUGAGGCUGCCCCAUUCCAGCACAAAGCUAUCAUCACUUUGCAUGGACAUAUACGCUCCCCAGAGCUACCUUUGUACGGGGCAAAAACACUGGCAGUCAGGCAAGGAACUUUGGAUCUUCACGGUAUUCCAGUGCCAGUAACUUGGACCUAUCUAGCGCAGACUGCAGAGGCUGGAAGCUCUACUCUGUUUCUACAGCAAAGUGUGACUUGGAAAGCUGGGGAUGAAAUUGUGAUCGCUUCAACUGGAGACAGGAAUAGUCAAAUGCAGAAUGAAAAGAUGACUAUACAAUCUGUGUCUGCUGAUGGCAAAAACCUGACUCUAAGUCAGCCACUGGUGUACCAGCACUUAGGCAUAUCAGUCACCUUGCCCGAUGGAACAGUCUUUGAAGCUAGAGCUGAAGUUGGCCUUCUUACAAGAAACAUUGUGGUUAGAGGUUUCACCAAUACAGAAUGGAGUGACACAAUUCCAGCCUGUCCAGAUGGAUUUGAUACAGGUGAAUUUGCUACACAAACAUGUUUCCAGGGAAGGUUUGGAGAGACAAUAGGAAGUGAUCAAUUUGGCGGAUGUAUAAUGUUUCAUGCACCAGAGCCUGACAAGCUGCAGUCCAUUGGAAGAAUAGAAUAUGUGGAGGUUUUCAAUGCAGGUCAAGCUUUCCGGUUGGGACGUUAUCCUAUUCACUGGCAUUUAAUGGGUGAUGUCCAGUAUAAGUCAUAUGUACGGGGCUGUGGAAUCCACCAGACCUACAAUAGAGCAGUAACUAUCCACAAUACUCACCAUCUUCUUGUUGAACACAACGUCAUUUAUGAUAUCAUGGGAGGAGCCUUCUUCAUUGAGGAUGGCAUAGAACAUGGUAAUGUGCUUCAGUACAAUCUGGCAGUAUUUGUCCAGCAAAGUACCAGUCUACAGAACAAUGACAUCACACCAGCAGCAUAUUGGGUAACAAAUCCCAACAACACCAUUAGGCACAAUGCAGCUGCUGGUGGCACACAUUUUGGUUUUUGGUAUAGAAUGAACGACCACCCAGAUGGUCUAUCCUAUGACCCGAACAUUUGCCUGAAACGAGUGCCACUUGGUGAAUUCUACAACAACACUGUCCAUUCUCAGGGGUGGUUUGGCAUCUGGAUAUUUGAAGAGUAUUUUCCCAUGGAAACCGGAUCUUGCAGUUCUUCUACACCAUCUCCUGCUGUUUUUAAAUCAUUGACCACAUGGAACUGUCAGAAAGGGGCUGAAUGGGUAAAUGGGGGGGCUCUUCAGUUUCAUAACUUCACCAUGGUAAACAAUGAAGAUGCUGGCAUAGAAACAAAGAGAGUCAUUUCAUCUUAUGUCGGUGAAUGGGGUGAGACCUAUGGAGCUGUCCUUAAGAAUUCCAUCAUUGUGGGCCAUCUGGAUGAACUAGGACUUGGCUCUAGUUAUUGCACAACUAGGGGCAUAACUCUACCAAUUGAUGAAGGACUGACAGUAUCAUCAGUCAAGUUUAUUAAUUUUGACAGACCAAACUGUACAGCGAUUGCAGUGACAUCAGUUACUGAACUGUGCAGUGACAGGUGUGGAGGAUGGAGUGCAAGGUUUAAUGGAAUAGAAUAUUUUAAUGUACCCAACAAGGCUGGAUUCCGGUGGGAACAUGAAGUUGUUUUAACUGAUAUGGAUGGAACUCUUACAGGAAUUACAGGAGGAAAGGUGGUACCAGCAAGCGGGUUGCUUGACCCAUCACAGUGUAGUCAACAUAGUGAUUGGAGUGCUGGUUUCCCUGGUUCUGUCUGCAAUGCCACCAUCAGUUUCCACCGACUGGCAUUCAAUAACCCAUCUCCAUCCUCCCUUUUUUGGAAAGAUGUCAUUAUUUCCAACUCCUUUGGUCUCACUGUUGUUCCCUGCUUAUCUAAACGUUUAACUCACCCGAAUGGAUGGAUGGCCUUGCUGCCUAAUACUAAUAGCUUAAAUUGGUAUUUCAGUAAUGUGGAUUUCCUCACAAAUAUUGCAUACACUGCCACUUUCUAUGGAUUUAAGAGUGAGGACUAUGUGAUGAUAUCACACAACCUAACUCAGGAGCCAGAUAUGUUUCAAAUAAUUGAUGUACGUAAUGGGUCCAUGCAGCCUCUGACCUACGACAACAAUACUAAUGGAGACUGGUACUUCAAUGAAAACACAACUACACUAACCUACCUUGUGUCCGGAAAACACAAGCUCCACAGACGUGCAGUGGCAGGAAUGCUGGAUACAACUAUGUCCAACAAAGAUGUGAACUUGGUGGUCUAUCAGUGCUACUACAAAAAAUGUAUCCCUCCUCCUCCCCCUGUUUGGACUACUAGAUCCAUCAGACAAACAUCUCUAGAAAACAAUGAUAAUGUUCUGAAAAAUGGAUCAACCGUCAUUAUUCCUGCAGGCAAGUGGAUUAUAGCAGAAAUAGACUUCCUCUAUGUGGAUAAACUUAUCAUUUAUGGUGUUUUGGAGUUAAGAAAUGUCACAGACAACUCAACAGUGGGAUCAGCACCCUCCUUUAAAACAUCGGUCCUGAGUGCCAACUAUAUAUCUAUACAGGGUGGAAUGUUAAUAGCAGGAACAGAGACUGACCCAUUUCAAGGAGAACUACGUAUUGUAUUAAGAGGAAGCCAUUCAACUCCAGAAUUACCAUUGCCAAAUGGACCAAAUCAGGGAUCAAAAGUUCUAGGUGUAUUUGGAGAACUUGAUCUUCAUGGACUUCCACGUGUUGUAUAUAGGACUAAGCUGGCAAAUACGGCACCAGCUGGAUCGAAAUAUAUCAUCCUAGCAGAGCCUGUGGACUGGCAGGUCGGUGAGGAUAUCCUCAUCACCACCACCAGUUACAGUGCCUGGCAGACGGAAACCAGGAGGAUUAUUGAUGUGUCACCUGACCAGAGAAACCUCACUUUAAAUGUCUCUCUCACUUUUACUCAUACAGCAAACACCUAUCAAGUCCCCAACACAAACCUGACCUACACUCUGGCAGCUGAUGUGGCUCUACUCACUAGAAACAUCAAGAUCAUUGGGGAGGAUUACCCAGGCUGGUCCAGUGAAUCGUUCGGAGCUCGUGUUCUUGUGGGCACAUUUUCAGCCAAUGGGAUGGUCUAUAAGGGAAAUGCAAGAAUAUCAAAUGUGGAAUUCUACCACAGUGGUCAGGAAGGUUACAGAGACCCCACAGACCCCCGCUAUUCCUUGGCUUUCCUCAACCUUGGAGAGGUAUUACCUAAUAAAUCCUAUGUCAAGGGAUGUGCCUUCCAUAAUGGAUUCUCCCCAGCAAUUGGAGUUUUCUACACAAAUGGACUUAAUAUUGAUGACAAUGUUAUUCAUUUCACUGUUGGAGAAGGAAUUAGAGUGUUGGGAGAUCGGGUGAAUGUGAGAGGAAAUCUUGUGGCCCUUUCUGUCUGGCCUGGUACAUAUCAAAAUAGAAUGGAGACAACUAACACCUUGUGGCAUGCGGGAAUAGCGAUUAAUGAAGGCAGCCACAUUGUACUACAGAAUAAUACAGUGGCGGGAUUUGAACGAGCAGCAUAUCAAAUUAAUGGUGAACCUUGUUCAGGUUUCUCUAAUCCUAGUCCAGCAUGGUACAAUAAUGAAGCUUAUGGUGGGUUAUAUGGCAUCUACAUGAAUGCAGAUGGCCUUCCAGUGUGUUCACGUGUGAGAGGGUUUUUGAUAUGGAAAUGCUGGGAUUAUGGAAUCUACACUCAGACCGUCUCCUCAUUGCAGAUCUCUGAUGUGAUCCUGGCAGACAAUGGAAUGGGUAUACUUUCUAUAGUCUACACUCCUCCUUCAGUUUCUCACGUAAUCUCCAAUAAGACUGUUCAGAUCACGAAUUCGCUGCUUGUUGGAAGCAGUCCCAACUUUGAUUGCACUGAUAUUCUCACAGAUAGUGACCCCAACAUCAAACUUUCUGGCCAACAUCGCAGUCGCAGACCUCCGACAGGAGGCAGAAGUGGCAUCUGCUGGCCAACCUUUGCCUCUGGUCAUAACUCGGCCCCAGGAAAGCCGAUGGCAGGAUUAUCGAACUACAAUGCAAUCAGUGGACUAAUGACUGUGGAAGAUACAAUAUUUGUGAGUUAUAAAAAUGUGUGCUCUGGAGAGGCCAAUGUGAUGUUCAUGACCAACCCUGAAAAUGAAGACUUGCAGCACCCCAUAGAGGUCUCCAGACUGGUGCUAGUGGACAGUACGGAGGACCAGAAAGUCUUCAUCCACCGACCAGAUGUGAAAAAAGCUAACCCAUCAGACUGUGUGGAUAUGACCUGUGAUGCAAAGAGGAAGACCCUCUUGAAAGAUCUUGAUGGUUCCUUCUUGGGGAACAUAGGUGCCAUAGUACCACAGUCAGAAUGGCAGUGGAAUGGAGACAAGAGACAGGGACUUGGAGAUUACCGAAUUCCAAAAGUGAUGCUGACCAGUCUCAACGGAAGCCGGAUACCAGUAUCACAGGUGGCUCCCAAUAAAGGAAUCAUCAGAGAUAGUACCUGUGUGUACAGACCAUCCUGGGAGGCCUACAAGUGUUUUGGAUUGAAUUAUGAGAUGCUUGCCAUCGAGAGUCUGGACGCAGAUACAGAGAAAAGGCGACUUUCCCCAGUAGCUGUGUUGGGAGAUGGCUAUUUAGAUCUUAUUAAUGGGCCCCAAGACCACGGCUGGUGCAGUGGAUCUACCUGUCAAAAAAGAGUUUCUUUGUUUCACUCCAUAGUGGCAACAAACAAGUCAUUUGAUAUCUAUUUCACAAGCACCAGUCCCCAGAGCAUGCGCCUUAAGCUGCUCAACACAGACGACUCCAAAUCUGUUCUUGUUGGAAUCUACUUCUCAAAUCCCCAGCGUCUGGAUGUUUAUGUGAACAAUGUCUAUAUAAACCCAACUAAUAUAGAAUGGAAGGGAUCUUCUGAUUUCACUCUCAAAGAGCCAACCUACCAAGGUCAGUAUAUGCCACAGCUGAACUCUUCUGUGCUUGGAGAAAACUUCUUCGACAGAGACUACAACAUGCUGUAUAUCCUGGUCCGAGGAUCCUCCCCAGUGGAAAUACGCACAUCUCCCCUUAUUGUUAUUGCCUUUAAUUUGCCCGCAAUGACAGUGGACCAAUUUUAUGGACCGAACCUCGUGAAGAACCUGGCAGCCUUCCUGAAGAUUCCUGCCAGCAAAAUUCGGAUCACAAAGAUCAUUCCGGAGGGAUCCAGACGAAGGAAGAGAGCAGCAGGGGGGCUCAGUGUCUCUGUGGAAAUCUCAGAUCCACCUGCAGAACAGAUAAACUCAACUUCCAGCAACUCCACAGGUGAUCUCUCAUACUCGGAUUUCCAGUCAAUGAGUCAGAACCUCGCAUCAGCUGCAAUCAAUGGAAGUCUCAGCAGUUACCUGAAUGUCACUGUUUCUUCACUGUCAGUGUCCACUCCUGUGCCACCUCCGACUGACGCAGCCUGGAGCCAGGUGGCAGAGCAACCUGUUGAGAGCAGGAACCAGUCAUCAUCUACUGGAAACUAUCUGGCUACAGUAUCCUCGCUGAAAGUAAUCCGUGAACCUGUGGCUGGAUUGCAUGGACAGGUGCUGUCACAACAACCAUCUAUAAUGGCCGUAGAUUCCAAAGGAAAUUGUGUUUCUGUGAGCAGCAGUUCAUUAUCACUAACAGCAAGACUGAAAUAUGCAAAUAACACCUACGCCAGCAAUGGACUGACAGGGAACACUACCAUAUUGUUUGACAGCUGCUGGGCCAACUACACCGACCUUGUUCUCAACCUACCAGGUAAGGGAUACAGGCUGGAAUUUGAACUGAACAAUGUCUUCGCUCAGACCAGAUCAUUCGAUGCCAAAACUUCCUCAUCAACAACUGCUCCGCAAGCAACUGCUCCACCAAUUGUGGUACCCAAUAAUGGCGAUUCAGCCGUCUACAGCCCCUUCCAGAAGCUGCUGACACUGAUGGUCACACUGAUUACCACCAAUCUGUUUAUGGGCAGUCUUUAAGACAUAUUAUAUCACUGAUCAGUUGGAUCAUCAAGGAUAACGAAAAAUGGCUGAAAUUUAAAGAAGAUACUUUUCCGUGUGUUAUAAAUCAACAAUAUCAAAAUUUAUGUGUGCUGUUAAGACAUUUAAUAUAAACAAUCUGUAUAUUUAAAAAUUAUAAAGAAAAUUGCUUCAUAAAUCAGCUUUAUAAAGAAAAUAGCUUUAUCAAUCAUAUAGUUUAUGCACAGCAGGCUGACAAUGAAAGUAAGGCCUCAUGCACAAGGGCAUCAAAAACACCACUUUUAAGGGCGUUUGAGUUUUUUUUCUGUCUCUAAGGCCGCGUACACACGGUC